UUUAGGGUUAGGAGAGAAUCAGAGAACCAAUUGUUUUUGUUUUUCCAGAUCUAAAAAAUGCUGAGAGCCGCUUUCACUCUCCGCCACGUUCGGACGCCUUGGCUUGGCGGCGUUCGUUGUCUCUGUUCUGUAGGUGCAAGCUCCAAUCUCAAUACAGGUGACUAUUUCUAUUCUGAAACGAAAGCUAGAGAAAAGUUCGAAAUCUGGUGCAACAAAUAUGGCAAGACAUACCCUUCGGAAGAGGAGAAACAAUUCAGGUUUGAUCGCUUCAGGCAGACUCUUGAAUGGUGCACCCGCGAAAACCAGAAGAUUGAUAACCCAGAACAGGGCUUCUUCGGCACCUACGAACAUGCUGAUCAAACAGAGAACGAAUAUCUGAGACGCGGCGGUGGUUGGAGGCCACUUUUCCCAAUGUUAGAACGUCCAGGGUACACUGAUGAUGAAGAUGUGGAUGACUAUGACGAUGAAGAUGACGAUGAAGAUGAAGAUGACGAUGAAGAUGAGGAUUAGUGAAGGUGUUACCUGUAUUAGCCAUUAUAUUCAGUUAAGUUAAGAGAUAUUUUAAUUUUCAAUUUGAACUGAUUUCCCUUUUCAAUUUUAAUGUUAUUUUACAUUGUGGCUCA
Messenger RNA from Lotus japonicus, 623 nucleotides. RefSeq lists its product as uncharacterized. Lineage: Eukaryota; Viridiplantae; Streptophyta; Magnoliopsida; Fabales; Fabaceae. The record is from RefSeq and is a predicted model, not a curated record. The transcript has a single exon. Bases 58 to 510 code for a protein of 150 amino acids.